This is a messenger RNA of Cynoglossus semilaevis (tongue sole), 1793 nucleotides long. It is a transcript of the gene acot7, whose product is annotated as acyl-CoA thioesterase 7. The record is from RefSeq and is a predicted model, not a curated record. NCBI's taxonomy places the organism in Eukaryota, Metazoa, Chordata, Actinopteri, Pleuronectiformes, Cynoglossidae. Gene Ontology annotation, biological process: fatty acid catabolic process; acyl-CoA metabolic process. The coding region runs from base 252 to 1256 and encodes 334 amino acids. Gene Ontology annotation, cellular component: cytosol; cytoplasm. Gene Ontology annotation, molecular function: long-chain fatty acyl-CoA hydrolase activity. The transcript has 9 exons.
UCUAAAUAUUAAGCCUUUAAAUCUCUAAGCAAAAACAAAAUCGCCAUGUUGUAAUUUAAGUAAAUAAUUAUAUAUUCAUUUAUUUUAGGUUCACAGAAUGCUCUGGUGAGUCAAUACUCAAAAACGCCGGCCGGCGUCUCGAUCACUGCCGACGAAACACGACACAGGAACCGAGAAACACGAGACCAGGAGGCAAGACUAGCAUCUUCUUUACCGUCGCCCUCCUCAUCGCCCGCACAGGUCUUGCCAUCAUGUCAGCAGAGAUAACAUCCUCCGUUCAGCUGUGCAGGAUAAUGCGACCAGACGACGCCAACAUCGUGGGCAACGUCCAUGGAGGCACCAUUCUGAAGAUGAUCGAGGAGGCUGGUUACAUCAUCAGCACACGACACUGCAACACUCAGAAUGGGGAUCGAUGUUUGGCAGCUCUGGUUCGGGUGGAGAAGACAGAAUUCCUGUCUCCUGUCUUCAUCGGUGAGGUUGCCCAUGUGACAGCUGAGAUCACCUUCACCUCCAAACACUCACUGGAGGUGCACAUCAAAGUCAUGGCCGAGAACAUCAUCACAGGUGCCAAGAAAAUGGCCAGCAGGGCGGUGCUGUGGUACGUCCCCUUUUCUCUGCAGAAUGUAGAAAAGAUUAUGGAGGUGCCACCUAUCGAGUAUUCCAGUGCAGAGCAAGAGGAAGAGGGCAAGAAGCGUUACGAAGCCCAGAAAAUGGAGAGACUGGAAACCAAAAUGUUGACUGAAGAAAUAGUUUCCUCUCCGCCAAACCCAGAACAGCACACGGUGGCCUUCAGUCAGUCCAGUCUGAUCCAGUUGGUGGGACCUUCUGAAUGCACUCUACAUGACUACAUUAGUGGAGGUGUCACCAUGAAACUAAUGGAUGAGGUUGCCGGCAUAGUCGCGGCUCGUCACUGCAAAACCAACAUUGUCACUGCCUCGGUGGAUGCUGUCAACUUCCAGAAGAAGAUUAAGAAAGGUUCUGUGGUGACAGUCACAGGCCGUCUCACAUUUGUCAGCAACAAGUCCAUGGAAAUCGAAGUGGUGGUUGAUGCAACUUCACUGCUGGAGGGCGAGAAGAUAAAAUAUCGUGCCGUCUCGGCCUACUUCACCUACAUCUCCCUGGACAGGGACAACAAACCUCUCCCUGUUCCAACUCUUAAGGUUGAAGGAGAGGGCGAGCAGAGACGCUUCGAAGAGGGCAAAGCACGUUACCUGCAGAAUAAAGCCAAGAGAGUCACAACUAAGGAGCAGCAGUGAUGAUGAUGAUGAUGAUGAUGAUGAUGAUGAUGAUGAUGAUGAUGGUGUCACCCCUCCACACACGUGUGCUGUAUCACAGGAAGGAUGUGAAGCCCCUCCCUCUCGUCCUGACCGGUAUACUAGUGAUCUGUUCAACAUCAUGUCUUGUGUCGUGUGCUUAUCACCAAAGUAUCCACAUGUAGCUGCUCUCUCUCUGUGUGUGUAAAUGUCAGAGACAUAUUUUAACAAAGGGAGAUUUAUAUAUGUAUGAGGACUGUUAAUGAUAACUGUCGGUGUGAUGAAAGAGACAGUCUGACUGUAUGCAGGCAUAAGAGAACUAUUUUAUUUUAUUAACUUUUUCUUUAGUAAAUAUAAAAGCUGCAGGUCUAAAAGAAAGGGUGAAGAAUAUUUCAUAAAACAUUGGUUCACUAACUUUAGAUGCAAUAAAAAUGUAAUCUGUAGUGAACAUUUUUAAUGGCAUAAAAGCGUUUGGUGUAAAAUAAAUCGAGGAACUGAAACUUACAAUGCACUCCUAAAAUGACAAGAUAAAAAAAAAAU